AAGAUUUUGACUUCGACGCAUAUUAUAUAAUCGAUAAAGAUAAACGAAGGGCUAGAAUAAAGAAAGAAAAAAACAAACCCUCUAAGGUUGCAUAUUGUUAUGAUGAAGCUGAAAACGCUUACCUUAAAGAAGAAAACUGUCAAGCCUGA
Molecule: messenger RNA, 149 nt
Organism: Racocetra fulgida
Lineage: Eukaryota; Fungi; Glomeromycota; Glomeromycetes; Diversisporales; Gigasporaceae
Source: the annotation of a GenBank genome assembly